This is a messenger RNA of Perkinsus marinus ATCC 50983, 255 nucleotides long. RefSeq names its product 14-3-3 protein, putative. The annotation marks the transcript as partial. Gene Ontology annotation, biological process: signal transduction. The record is from RefSeq and is a predicted model, not a curated record. Gene Ontology annotation, cellular component: cytoplasm. NCBI's taxonomy places the organism in Eukaryota, Perkinsozoa, Perkinsida, Perkinsidae. The transcript has a single exon.
UCUGAGUUGCAGGUUACUCAUCCUAUUCGCUUGGGUCUCGCUCUCAACUACUCUGUAUUUUACUAUGAAGUCUUAAACCAGCCUGAAGAGGCUUGUAAGAUGGCUCGCAAGGCAUUCGAAGAUGCGAUUGCCGAGCUCGAUAAUGUUAGCGAGGAUAGCUAUAAGGAUUCUACGCUUAUCAUGCAACUCCUUAGAGACAACCUGACUCUCUGGACAUCUGAUCAAGAUGGUGCUGCUGAGGGUGGUGCUCAAUAA